AUGGAUGUGAAGAAUGCAUUUCUUCACGGUGAUUUGGCAGAGGAUAUUUUUAUGAAACGCCCUCCAGGCUUGUUUUCUUCCCCUCAAGGCGUGGGCAAACUCAAGCGUUCUUUAUAUGGCUUGCGGCAAGCUCCUCGGGCAUGGUUUGAGAAAUUUCGGUCUACCCUUCUAGGAUUCUCUUUUACGCAAAAUCAAUAUGAUUCCUCCUUAUUCAUUCAUCACACGUCCGGUGGUAUUGUUCUUCUUCUCAUUUAUGUUGACGACAUGAUCAUUACUGACUCUGAUCUAGCAUCCACACAACUACUUAAACAGCAGCUUCAAGCCUCCUUUCACAUGAAGGAUCUUGGAUAUCUUCACUAUUUCUUGGGGCUAGAGGUUCAUUCUAACUCCAAAGGUAUUUUUCUCAAUCAGCACAAGUAUACUGAGGACUUAGUUUCUUUGGCUGGUCUUCAGUCUGUUGUCCCUGUAGAUACUCCUCUUGAAGUUAAUGUCAAAUAUCAUCGUUAUGAGGGUGAUCUUUUGCCUGAUCCUUUAUUAUAUCUUCAAUUGGUGGGAAGUCUUAACUAUUUGACUAUUACACGUAUGGAUAUUUCCUUUGCAGUGCAACAAGUUAGUCAAUUCAUGCACACUCCUCGCCAUCUUCACUUGGCUGUUGUUCGCCGCAUCAUUCUCUAUUUAAAAGGAACUUCUCAUCGAGGAUUAUUUUUUCCGGCCAAUACAUCUCUUACUUUGCUUUCCUAUAGUGAUGCCGAUUGGGCAGGAUGUGCUGAUACACAAAGGUCGGUGUCCAGUUGGUGCAUUUUCUUAGGUCCUGCCUUAAUAUCUUGGAAGAGCAAAAAGCAAGCCCGGGUUUCCAAGUCAUCCACUGAAUCUGAAUAUCGAGCUAUGUCCACUGCUUGCUCUGAAAUAACUUGGCUUCGUGGUUUAAUGGCUGAGGUCAUCAAUGGAGUUCCUUUUAUUGACUUUGAAAAUUUCAAUUUGAAGAUUAAUGUUAAAUUUCACUUUAUCAAGUAA
Messenger RNA from Vicia villosa (hairy vetch), 1014 nucleotides. RefSeq lists its product as uncharacterized. The record is from RefSeq and is a predicted model, not a curated record. The transcript has a single exon. Bases 1 to 1014 code for a protein of 337 amino acids. Lineage: Eukaryota; Viridiplantae; Streptophyta; Magnoliopsida; Fabales; Fabaceae.